This is a messenger RNA of Cyprinodon tularosa, 2285 nucleotides long. RefSeq names its product prolyl endopeptidase-like. The record is from RefSeq and is a predicted model, not a curated record. Gene Ontology annotation, biological process: proteolysis. The transcript is spliced from 15 exons. Gene Ontology annotation, molecular function: oligopeptidase activity; serine-type endopeptidase activity. NCBI's taxonomy places the organism in Eukaryota, Metazoa, Chordata, Actinopteri, Cyprinodontiformes, Cyprinodontidae. Bases 94 to 2223 code for a protein of 709 amino acids. Gene Ontology annotation, cellular component: cytosol.
CUGCCGUGCCGAUGACGUCAUUUCCUGUGUGUUAUUUUUUAAAGUUUCACUUUCUGUUCAGAACACCGGCGGUUCGGAGCGAAAAGCGGCGUCAUGGCCUUCAAAUACCCCGCAGCCCGCAGAGACCUCAGCCGGGUGGAUGAAUACCACGGAACCAAGAUCUGUGAUCCUUACGCCUGGCUGGAGGACCCUGACAGCCCAGAAACCAUGGCGUUUGUAGAGGAGCAGAACAAGGUGACCAUGCCGUACCUGGAGGGCUGCGCCGUGAGGGCCAGGUUCCAGCAGCGCCUGACCGAGCUCUACGAUUACCCCAAAUACAGCUGCCCCUACAAACGAGGAUCCAGGUACUUCUACUUCCACAACAAAGGCCUCCAGAACCAGGACGUGCUGUAUGUGCAGGACUCCCUUGAUGCUCCAGCCUCUGUGUUCUUCGACCCAAACAAGCUGUCUGAAGACGGAACCGUGGCUCUUAAGAUGGGACGGCUGUCUGAGGAGUGUGAAUACUUCGCUUACGGUCUGAGCAGCAGCGGCUCAGACUGGGUCACCCUGCGCUUCCUGAAACCUGAGGGGCUCACCGAGCUGCCGGACGUCCUGGAACGGGUCAAGUUCAGCUGCCUGGCCUGGACCCACGACGCUAAGGGCAUCUUCUACAACUGCUACCCCCCCCAGGAAGGAAAGAGCGACGGCACAGAGACCACGUCCAACAUUAACCAGAAGCUCUUCUAUCACGUCAUCGGAACCAAGCAGUCCGAGGACAUCCUGGUCGCAGAGUUCCCGGAUCAUCCCAAAUGGCACAGCUCCGUCACUAUCUCUGAUGACGGACGCUACGCGGUUCUGUCCAUCACUGAGGGCUGUGAGCCGGUCAACCAGCUGUGGUACUGUGACCUGCAGGAACUACCAGACGGCAUCAAAGGGCUGCUGCCGUGGGUCCGGCUGGUCGACAGCUUUGAGGCUCAGUACUCCUAUGUGACCAAUGAGGGGAGCCUGUUCACCUUUCGCUCCAACCUGGACGCCCCGCGGUACCGCCUCAUCAACAUCGACAUCCAGAACCCGGACAGACAGAACUGGAGCACGUUGAUCCCGCAGCACGACAAGGAUGUUCUUGGGUUCGUCUCCUGUGUGAACCAGCACCAUCUGCUGGUCAACUACGUCCAUGACGUGAAGGACAUCCUGCAGCUGUUUGAUCUGAGCAGCGGUCAGCUCAUCAGGGACCUGCCCCUGGACGUGGGGACCAUUGCUGGAGUCAGCUGCAAGAAGAAGCACUCCGAGUUCUUCUACAAGUUCACCUCCUUCACCACUCCAGGAAUCAUCUACCACUGCGACCUGAGCACCUCCAACCCGGAGCCCCGGGUCUUCAGGGAGGUGGAGGUCAAAGGCAUCGACCAGGAGGACUUCCGGACCAGCCAGGUUUUCUAUCCCAGUAAAGACGGAACCAGGGUUCCCAUGUUCCUGGUUCACUCCAAGGACCUGAAGCGGGACGGAACCAACCCGGUCUUCCUGUACGGAUACGGAGGCUUUGAGGCGUCCAUCCAGCCUUACUACAAUGUGGCCUACCUGCUGUUUGUGCGACACCUGGGGGGGGUCCUGGCCGUGGCCAACAUCCGAGGAGGGGGAGAGUACGGCCUCACCUGGCAUAAAGCCGGAACGUUAGGGAAGAAGCAGAACUGCUUCGAUGACUUCCAGAGCGCCGCCGAGUUCCUGAUCCAGGAGCAGUACACCGCCGCCAGCCGCAUCGCCAUCAACGGCGGUUCUAACGGAGGCCUGUUGGUCGCGGCCUGCAUGAUCCAGCGCCCGGAGCUGUUAGGCUGCGUGGUUGCCGAGGUGGGAGUCAUGGACAUGUUGAAGUUCCACAAGUUCACCAUCGGCCACGCCUGGACCACCGACUACGGCUGCUCUGACGACCCCCAACAGUUCCAGUGGCUGAUCAAGUACUCUCCUCUCCACAACCUGCCUGAGCCGCCGUACGCCGGCCCACCGUACCCGGCGGUGCUGCUGCUGACGGCUGACCACGAUGACCGCGUGGUGCCCCUCCACACGCUGAAGUUCUGCGCUGCCCUGCAGCACGGUGUGGGCAGCAGCCCUCAGCAGCAGCAGCCACUCAUGGUCCGUGUGGACACGCGCAGCGGACACGGAGCGGGAAAGCCCACGGCGAAGGCCAUCCUGGAGGACACGCACAUCUUCUCCUUCAUCGCCGAGACGCUGGGACUCGGCUGGAAGGACUGAACGGGAUGAUCCUGUUUGGAGUUCUGUUGGAAGCUUUCAAUAAAACUUGAUUCUGAUCCGCA